UUUUCAGUAUUUCUACCACCGCCAUUUCGGAUAGUGUUUCUAAUCGCUUUGGGUUUACUCUGUUGGUCGGCAAAUCUACGAGGAUUGAGAAGACUUGGACUGGAUGCUGAAAGUAUGAUGUCUUCUGAAACGAAAGUACGUGUUCUGCCUCAUCAUCGAGAUCAUGGAGAACAAUUGUAUCGUGCUCAUGCCAACGUACCUGCUAGGGAAAUGUCUCGAUCAAAUGCAAGUUCGGCUGCUUUGGUAGGUUCAGCAGAUUCGGAAUUAGCCGUCUUUUUUCGACAUCCAGGUCCACAAGAAGCUGCUGCAUUUCAUUUAGGUCUUUCAUGUUUCGUUUGGGCUUCAAUAUGUUGGGUGACUUAUCGGGUGUAUGCAUUCAAGACGAUUUUCUAUGGUGGUGAUCAAAUAAAUGGUAUCUCGAACGCACGUGGACGACAUGCUCAAGCUAUUCAAGGUAUUGCAGUUUUGGGUGUUCUAGCUGUUGCAUUUUGGCCAGGAGAUGUGAUGUACAGACCGAUGCGUAAAGCCUUUGGUAAGCAGAUCUUAAGCAUUUGCAAGCCUUCGUUUGUACAACGCAUUCACUUCUCAAAUGUUGUUCUGGCGGAUAUCUUGACUUCCUAUGCAAGAGUGUUUGGAGAAUUGUGGUUGACGAUGUGUUUCUUAUGGCCAAAGACAGAUACACCGGCAUGGUGGAAUGGAAAAGGAAGUGUGGCUGUACCUCUAUUGGUAAGCUUGCCUUACUUUAUUCGAUUUCGUCAAUGUUUGAGUGAAUACAACGUUUCCACGCCAUCGACGAAAGAUGGAAAGAGACCUUUGAAACCUCUGCUGAACGCUGCCAAAUACGCAAGUGCUUUCCCUGUUAUUUGGUUGAGUGUUUUGCAAGGUGCAAAUAUACCCGGUGAUGGACAUUUCUCAAGAGUGAAUAUGUUCUUCUAUCUAUGGAUUGGAUCAGUGUUUAUCAAUAGCUUUUAUUCGUUUUGGUGGGAUGUGACAAACGAUUGGGGAUUGGAAAUGCUAAAAUGGGAAACGUGGGCCAACACACCUUCGCUAGUCUUGCGUGGUGUUCAUUCGAUCCAUCGAAGAAAUACGUCUGCUAUGCCUGCCUAUCUAUCAACAGCACGAAACAGACGAGCUUCCGAUACAUCGUCAACAACUGUGGUGAAUGAGACUGGAAAUGGAAUACCGAAUGGAGCACAUGAAAGGAUGUCACAACAUUCUCAUUCAAAUGAUACCUUGCGACCGGGAGAUUCAGCAUCAAAUUACACAUCUCAUUCACGCAAAAAGAGUUACUUUUUGCGUCCUCCAGAGUACGUGAUGCUUUUUCCGCCAAUCGUUUAUCAAUUAGCCGUUACGAGUGAUUUGAUUUUGCGAUUUGCAUGGUCAUUAAAACUUUCAAGUCAUUUACAUCAUAUCAUCGAACUUGAAUCGACUGCUUUUUACCUUGAAGCAUUGGAAAUUUUACGUAGAUGGGGUUGGUCUUAUUUGCGUAUAGAAUGGGAAGCAUGCAAACGCAGA
Messenger RNA from Meira miltonrushii, 1515 nucleotides. Its product is annotated as EXS-domain-containing protein. The record is from RefSeq and is a predicted model, not a curated record. Gene Ontology annotation, cellular component: membrane; cytoplasm. The transcript has a single exon. The annotation marks the transcript as partial. NCBI's taxonomy places the organism in Eukaryota, Fungi, Basidiomycota, Exobasidiomycetes, Exobasidiales, Brachybasidiaceae.